Perkinsus marinus ATCC 50983 is the source of this 2466-nucleotide messenger RNA. RefSeq names its product protein transport protein Sec24A, putative. Gene Ontology annotation, molecular function: SNARE binding; zinc ion binding. The record is from RefSeq and is a predicted model, not a curated record. Gene Ontology annotation, biological process: COPII-coated vesicle cargo loading; endoplasmic reticulum to Golgi vesicle-mediated transport; intracellular protein transport. The transcript is spliced from 24 exons. Gene Ontology annotation, cellular component: endoplasmic reticulum exit site; COPII vesicle coat. NCBI's taxonomy places the organism in Eukaryota, Perkinsozoa, Perkinsida, Perkinsidae. Bases 28 to 2391 code for a protein of 787 amino acids.
GAGAACGGUCGCAAGUGGCAGUGCAACAUGUGUGGUUAUGUUGGUGACACUCCUCAGACGUACUACUGCCACCUGGAUGACACCAUGCGACGGGCUGAUCGAUAUGAGAGGCCGGAGCUCGUCAAUGGCACAAUUGACUUUAUAGCUCCUGCGGAAUACAUGGUUCGACCCCCACAGCCGCCGGUUUUUAUGUUCCUUUUGGAGUCAACAUAUCAAGCGGUUGCAUCGGGCGCAUUGGCGAGUGCUGCUGCUGCUAUCAAGGAGCUUGUGGAGAAGAAGAGUUUCCCGGGAGGAGAGAGAGCGCUGGUUGGGGUUAUGACCUUCGACUCUUCGAUCCAUUUUUACAAUCUCAACUCGAGGCUAUCGCAACCGCAGAUGCUUGUGGUGUCGGAUCUAGAGGACCCCUUUUUGCCCCUACCUGAUGACAUACUGGUGCCGGCGCAGGAGUGCGAGGCGCAGCUGUCGCAGUUAUUGACCAACUUGCCGGAGAUGUUCCAACAGUCUCGGUCCAACGAGUCGUGUCUGUCGGCGGCAGUGAAAGCAGCGUGGAUGGCGAUGAAGCACGUCGGUGGGAAGCUCAUCAUUUGCGCCAGCUCGAUAGCAUCGGUUGGUCCGAACGCGUUGAAGUCGACGAAGGAAAAUCUGAGGUUGCUCAACACUGACCGGGAGAUUGAGAUGCUUAAGCCUACAAUGGAAGGGUUCAAAGAGUUGGCUGCUGAUCUCACCCGGGUUCAAAUCACGGCAGAGAUGUUUUUAACUACCAAUAUGUACAUGGACAUCGCCUCGAUAUCACCCCUGGCGCGUUACACUGGUGGCGACAUCAGAUACUAUCCCGGCUUCCGAGCUGACAUCCACGGGGAGAAGCUGCGAGAGGAGCUGCAACACGUGUGCACGAGAGAUAUGGGCUGGGAGGCGGUCAUGCGUGUGCGUGUUAGCAAAGGAUGGAAAGUCACUAACUUUUAUGGUCACAUGUUCGUCAGGACGCGCGAUCUGCUCGUUGUCCCUAACUGUCACGAAGACCAAACUUUUUCUAUUACGCUGGAGCCAGAUGCCGAUGUAAAAUUAGAUCCUUUCGUAUGCGUACAGUGUGCGCUGCUGUUCACUACCUCCAAUGGCGAACGAAGGAUACGAGUGCACACGGUGCAGUUGCCUACUACGGGAAAUAUAGAUGAGGUUCUUGAUACGACCGAUCCGGAAGCUGCCACGGGUUUGAUGGCUUCCUUGGCUUGUGAUAAGGCGAUGGAGGCUAGCAGCAAGCUGGCUGACGCUAGGAAUCUGAUACAGAAUACUAUAGGCCAGAUAGUCACGUCCACGCAGUCUCACAUUGAAGCUGUGCGACCAUUGCCACUACAUGUUCUGGGUCUCUUGAAAUCGCCGAUGUUCAGGGCGACUAGUGACGUACCAUCGGACCAGAGGGUCUACUACUGGACAAGGCAUGAGUCGAUCUCGCUCCCUCUGCAAGCCGCGCUCUUUUAUCCGAGGAUGUUCGCAGUUCACCAGCUUUCGGGCGAUGAAGGCACAGUCGAUCCGAACACCGAGAGAGUAGUUCUACCGCACUGCAUCGCUCUGAGUGCCGAGAACAUGACUGGGGACGGAAUUUACCUCCAAGAAGAUGGGGAGUCUAUAUUGAUGUGGAUCGGCAAGGCUGUGUCGCCGCAGCUUCUACAUUCUCUCUUUAACAUACCAUCUCUGGACCAACUCGCGCUUGAAAUGGGGGAGAACUGCCUUGCCCGAGAUUCGCCCGAUGACACAUGUCAGCGAGUGAUGUCUAUUAUCGAUCAGCUGAGGCUGGAUAGAGCCCCUCCGAUGAUGCAGCUCAUCCUGGUACCUCAGGGCAGCCAAUAUGAGGUCCGAUUCUUCUCUAAUCUCAUCGAGGAUAAGACCAUCGGUAUGCAGAUGAGCUAUCAGGAGUUCCUUCAUCGCAUCGGUGGGAGCAAUCAACCAAGAGGCACUUCUCAGACCCCAGGCAUAGCCCCGCAAGCUAUGAUGCCGAGUGGUCCGCAGAUGUCUGGACUACAAGGAGGCGCACCCAUGCCCCCUCCACCGGGGGGAAUGUAUGGCUCUGAGCAACCUAAGAGCGCGCAGAUGCCAACAAUGCCUCCGAUGGGGCAAAUGCCCCUCGCACCACCUUCCAUUGGCAAUCACGUUCCUAACGGCCCUCCUCGGAUGACCCAAUCGCCAAUGGGUCAGCCCCCGAUGGGUCAGCCCCCGAUGGGCCAGCCCCCGAUGGGUCAGCCACCGAUGGGUCAGCCCCCAACGGGUCAGCCACCGAUGGGUCAGCCCCCAAUGGGUCAGCCCUCGAUGGGUCAGUCCUCGAUGGGUCAGCCCUCGAGAGGUCAGCCCCCGAUGGGUCAGCCCCCGAUGGGACCGCCGCGGAGCACGUAUCGAUGAAGAGAAGAUAUACGGUCUGUUCAGCAUAGUUUUUUUGCUGACGGUUUUUGCUGAAGAUAUGUUGAGCGGUGCCAU